AUGUCCAUCACUUCAAUCAGCGGCCUAAUGUCCCAAUAUUCUCCCUUGUCAGAUCGGGGCUCAUCCGUGGAAGAUGAGAAAGAAUCACACGUCCGACUGAAUCAAGAUGUGGAAGCUGGCGAAAAGCAGGCCACCGAAAAGAAAGCUCGCUGGAUUGAUGGCCGCACUGUCUCUGAUGCCAUUAUUGGCCUGUCCGACGGCAUGACAGUGCCUUUUGCCCUCACUGCAGGCCUGUCAGCGUUGGGUGAUACUAAAGUCGUUGUUUUUGGUGGCAUGGCCGAGCUCAUCGCGGGUGCUAUCUCGAUGGGACUCGGUGGGUAUCUAGGUGCCAAAAGCGAAGAGGAGUCAUACAAGGCGACACUUAAGGAAACACAAACACAAACUAUGACCGACCCAGCUUCUGUCACUGGUACGAUCUCCGAGAUCUUCGAGCCCUACGAGCUACCAUCCGAACUAGUCGCCCAACUCACCAACCAUCUCGCCGCCUCGCCUCUGCUUCCUUCUUUCCUAAUGAACUUCCACCACACACUGCCUGAGCCAUCAGGCUCGCGCGCCGUUAUUUGCGCAUUAACCAUUGCUUUGGGCUAUUUCAUUGGCGGCUUCGUGCCCCUUCUACCCUACUUCUUUGUCGGUCCACACGAGGCUUUCAUUGCUCUCCGUUGGUCCAUUGCUACCAUGGUCGUCGCCCUCUUUAUCUUUGGAUACGGAAAAACCUGCUUCGUGAGCGGUUGGCGCGGUCGCCGCAACAUCCGCAAAGGAGUGGUCGGCGGCUUCCAGAUGGUUCUGGUCGGAGGUGUUGCGGCCGGCUCAGCUAUGGGUCUUGUCAAGGCUUUCCAGAUGCUGGCCGAUGGUAAAACCGGGCACCCAGAACAUUAA
This is a messenger RNA of Penicillium odoratum, 876 nucleotides long. RefSeq names its product VIT1/CCC1 transporter family protein. Gene Ontology annotation, biological process: intracellular manganese ion homeostasis. Bases 1 to 876 code for a protein of 291 amino acids. NCBI's taxonomy places the organism in Eukaryota, Fungi, Ascomycota, Eurotiomycetes, Eurotiales, Aspergillaceae. Gene Ontology annotation, molecular function: iron ion transmembrane transporter activity; manganese ion transmembrane transporter activity. Gene Ontology annotation, cellular component: fungal-type vacuole membrane. The record is from RefSeq and is a predicted model, not a curated record. The transcript has 2 exons.